AUGAAAGGCCUCCCGUCACUGCUGAACAGCAGCAGCACCAAAAAAUGGACACAAUCCACCCCAUCCACAGACGAGGGUGAGAAUGGGAGUGGUAGUACUAUAUCACCCACCAAGCCGCCCGAGCCAUCCACAACCCCAGGAGGCUCAAACACCUCCAUGAUCUGGACGCGGAAGAAGAUAAUAUGGCUCAUCACCUUGAUAGCUCUAAGCGUAGCCAUAAUCGUGGUGGUGAUAACCGUCCCAGUAGUUCUCCUGCUGGACGAUAAACACAACGACGAUCCCAGCUACUACAACAGCGCCAACCGUCCAGUCCGCGUCGUGCAUGAUUUCCCCGACCCGGGUCUAAUCCAGGUGAACAGCACGUGGUAUGCAUACGCUACAGUCGCCACACCGGACAACCCUGACGUCCCUCACGUCCCGGUAUCGACAUCGCGGAACUUUAGCAGCUGGACCUGGUUGCAAGGAUACGAUGUCAUGCCUGCAAUUAGCAGUUGGGAAACGAAUAUGAACCAGUACGCUCCGGACGUGAUUCAACGCAAAGACGGCCACUUCGUCCUCUACUACUCAGGCGAGCUAAAAGACUGGCUCCGCCACCACUGCGUCGGCGCCGCUGUCUCCAACGGCACAAGUCCCCUAGGACCGUACAUCCCCCACAACACCACCCUCGCCUGUCCUCGCGACCACGGCGGUGCCAUCGACCCCGCCCCCUUCAGAGACGUCAACGGGACCCUUUACGUCGUGUACAAAGUCGACGGCAACAGCAUCGGCCACGGCGGAGGCUGCAACAACGGCAAGAAACCCAUCGUUUCCACGCCCAUCAUGCUCCAACAACUCAAAGACGAUGGAGUCACCCCCGUCGGUGACCCCGUUAAAAUUCUAACCAACGAAAAAGUCGAUGGGCCGUUAGUCGAGGCUCCGGACAUUAUUCGAACUGAUCGCGGCAUCUAUUAUCUGUUCUUCUCUUCGCAUUGCUUUACAUCAUCGAAGUAUAGUGUUAAGUAUGCAUGGUCGACAUCGUUAAAGGGGCCGUAUACCAGGGCUGAGAGGCCCUUGUUUCGGUCUGGGGACUUUGGGCUAAAGUCUCCUGGCGGUGCGACGGCUUCGGUUGAUGGGUCUAGGAUUGUUUUUCAUGCCUUUUGUGGGGAUUAUAGGUGCAUGUAUGCCGCGGCGAUGAAUAUUACGGCUAAUUAUACGAUUUUGCCGGCGGCGCUUUGA
Molecule: messenger RNA, 1215 nt
Organism: Aspergillus welwitschiae
Lineage: Eukaryota; Fungi; Ascomycota; Eurotiomycetes; Eurotiales; Aspergillaceae
Product: glycoside hydrolase family 43 protein
Exons: 2
Coding region: 1-1215 (404 amino acids)
Biological process (GO): carbohydrate metabolic process
Molecular function (GO): hydrolase activity, hydrolyzing O-glycosyl compounds
Source: RefSeq, a predicted model, not a curated record